AUGUUCGCCCUUCUUCCAACUCUCGCUUUACUUGCCAUCCCCGCUUUGGCCCAAAAUUCAUCUUCCACUACUGCUUCGCAAACAGAUAUCGAAGCUAUUGAAGCUCACUUCAAGCAAGCCGAACUUGUCCCUCAAUUAAUCGAAGAGUUCGACCCCGAGGCUAUCCUUACCGUCUCUUUCGGUGGUUCAGCUAUCUCACCAGGUGACCUGUUAGACAAGGACGCCGUCGCUUCUUCACCUGAAAUCACUGUCACUCCUGAGAGCGCCGACAGCGAUGAUUUCCAAGCUGGAAAGCUCUACACCGUCCUCAUGGCCGACGCCAACGCAGUAGGAACCGACCAAAACGUUACCGAACAGACUCGACACUGGCUUGUCAACAGCGUUGGUAUCUCCGGUGAUUCAGCUCCUUACGCUCUCAACUACACUGGAGCCACUACCAUCACCGACUACGCCGGUCCUGGCCCUCUCGAAGGUACUGGAUCCCAUCGAUACGUUAUCGCACUUUACGAACAAGGUGACGAUUUCGCCGCUCCAUCCAACCUCUCCACCGCCGGUGUAGCCCUCGGUACAUGGUUCCUCAAGAGCUACGUCUCCGAGGCCAAGCUCGGUGAUUUACUCGCCGCCAACUACUUCCAAGUUGAGAACGGACAAGCUACUUCUACUGCCGAAUCAACCACCCCAGUAGACUCAGCCACCCUCUCCCAAGCAGCUUCAACCACCGGAUCUGGAUCAGCUGCCGCUUCCCAAACUUCCGGUGCGUCCGCCGCUGCCUCAGCUGCUGGUUCAGCCGGUGGUUCCGCUACCUCCGCCGCUGCUUCGGCCGCUGCUACUUCCGCCCAAUCUGGUGCUGGUAAGACCGGUGUAGCUGUUGGUAUGAUCAUGGGUGCUGUCGGUGUUGUAGGUGCUGUUAUCGGUGCUGCCCUCUAA
Kwoniella botswanensis is the source of this 927-nucleotide messenger RNA. RefSeq lists its product as uncharacterized. The coding region runs from base 1 to 927 and encodes 308 amino acids. The transcript is spliced from 7 exons. The record is from RefSeq and is a predicted model, not a curated record. NCBI's taxonomy places the organism in Eukaryota, Fungi, Basidiomycota, Tremellomycetes, Tremellales, Cryptococcaceae.